UCUCUAUUCCUCAAUCUCCACCUUCACUUCUUUCCUAAAACAAUAUUUUUCUUUUACAGUAACACACAUCCAUAACAAUGGAAACUAACGCCUCUGAAAACCACCCUCCAGAGAAACAACUAUCUGAGAAAAAUUCGUCCAACAUUGACCCCAAUCCUAAGCCAACCCAUGAUCCUGAUCUUGAGCUUGCUGACACUGGAACUUCCAAUUCGCUGUCCGACUCUCCAAAGCCAGAGGUGAAAGAUCAAGAUUUGGAGAAACCAACGGAUCAUGCUGGUGAAGUUCAUCAAGAGAUUGAUGACAACAUUGAAAAGAACCAAGAGGCUCCUCCAGAAACACAUUACACUCUCAAAUCAGUCUCUGAAGAAAUCGACCAGUUCCUUUUGAGUUUGUCAUCCCAGAAAGGCAAAAAGGAAAUUUUUGUAAAAGAAGGGAAAGAUGAUGAUGAAAAAGAAGGAGAAAAUGAUGAGAAGGUGGUUUCCAUAGAUAUUCCUGUAUUUGUUGAGAAGUUUUUGGAUCUUGUUGGAGAGCUUGUUGUAGAAUAUGAAUCCAGUGAAGGGAAAGGGAAGUGGAGUCAAGUGCCAGAGGACGACUUGUCAUUUCUUGACGCUGUAAAUCGGGUUUCGAAGCUAACAAAUUCCCUUGCUGAAUUCAUAUUUGAUCCAAAUAACUGCACCUUGGUUAAUUACAUUGGAGGGAUCAAUCAACGAGCAAUGUCUUUCUUGGAGGAUCAAUUCAGGUUGCUUCUUGAAGAUUAUAAAAGCAAUAAUGAGGUAGAUCAGAAUAACGAUCCUGCGAAAGGAAAGGAGCAGGGAGAAAACGAUCGAUGCAUGUUACCCGAAUCUGAUGAUCAAGCUACCGAGGAAGACAAUUUCACAGGAUAUUCUGAGGAUGUUGUUGCAAAUUUGAAUAGGGUCGCCAAGGAAAUGAUAACAGGAGGAUACGAAUCUGAAUGCUGCCAAGUUUACAUGAUCACAAGGAGGCAUGCCUUUGAUGAGUGCUUGGAUAAGAUGGGAUUUGAGAAGAUGAGCAUUGAUGACGUACAAAAGAUGCAAUGGGAAGCUUUGGAGAGCGAGAUCCCUGCAUGGAUCAAGACCUUCAAAGAUUGUGCAAACAUAUAUUUUGCUAAAGAACGCAAGCUUGCCGAGGCUGUUUUCUCUGAUUUCCCGUCACUCGUUUCCUCCCUUUUCAGCAAUCUUGUUCGAGGUGUGAUGAUUCAGCUCCUCAAUUUUACUGAAGGUAUUGCAAUGACAAAGACCUCUGCAGAGAAGCUUUUUAAGUUUCUAGACAUGUACGAAACUUUGCGUGAUAGUAUUACAGCAAUUGAUGAUUUAUUUCCUCAGGAAUCUGAAAAUGAGCUUAAACCAGAAAUGAUAACAGCUAAGUGUAGGAUUGGAGAGGCUGCAAUUAGUAUAUUUUGUGAUUUGGAAAACUCCAUCAAGUCUGAUACAGGGAAAACUACAGUGCCUGGUGGUGCAGUUCACCCAUUGGCUCGCUACACAAUGAACUAUUUGAAGUAUGCAUGUGAGUACAUGACGACCCUUGAGGAAGUGUUCAGGAAGCAUUCAAAAAUAGAGCGAGCCGACUCUACGAGUAGGCCACAUUUCGAAGGCAACACUCAAGACUUCAACAGCAACAUUAACAAUUCAGAAAACAAUUCACCAUUCUCAGUUCAAUUGACGAGGGUUAUGGAUUUACUAGACUCAAAUUUGGAGGGGAAGUCAAAGCUUUACAGGGAAAUCGCAUUGAGCAGCAUUUUCAUGAUGAAUAAUGGACGCUACAUCUUGCAGAAGAUCAAAGGCUCUGUGGAGAUCCACCUAGCUGUGGGAGACCCUUGGUGCCGCAAGAAAUCUACUGAUCUUAGAAAUUUCCACAAGAGUUAUCAGAGAGAGACAUGGGGUAAGCUGUUGGGUUGUUUAGGACUCGAGGGUCUACUAGUGAAUGGAAAAGUAGUGAAACCGGUGCUGAAAGAGAGGUUCAAGAGCUUCAACAUGAUGUUUGAUGAAAUCCACAGGACUCAGAGCUCUUGGGUGGUGAGCGAUGAGCAACUUCAGUCUGAACUUAGGGUUUCUAUAUCGGCGGUGGUGAUACCAGCAUAUCGAUCAUUCUUAGGUAGAUUUUCGCAGUAUUUGGACCCUGGAAGACAAUAUGAGAAGUACAUAAAAUACCAGCCUGAAGAUAUAGAGACUUGCAUCGAAGAGCUUUUUGAUGGAAAGAAGAGACCAUAAUAACCAAUAACCAUGCAUGCGUGAAUAGAGUUUUAAAGCAAUGAAAAUGAUCAGUUCAAGCCUCAUUGGUACUGCAAAUUAGAGCUGCUCUUUGUCAAUUUUCAAUCUGGUGCUGAUUAUGGUAAUCAAAAUGGAUUAAUUACUUUAAUUUGUCUUCUUUUCCUGUAUUGAUUGAAGUGGCUAAAGCAAGUUCUAUAGUGGGAUUUUGAAGGGGUGAUCCAGCUCUAGACUAUUCAUCUUUUGUAAUUUGUUUAUUCUUGCAUUUUGUAUCAUGGACAACAUGCAUGAUUCUGAUUUUAAUCUUGGUGAUCUUUCUAUUUGGUCAGUUCAUUUUUUA
Hevea brasiliensis (rubber tree) is the source of this 2565-nucleotide messenger RNA. RefSeq names its product exocyst complex component EXO70B1-like. Gene Ontology annotation, cellular component: exocyst. The transcript has a single exon. Lineage: Eukaryota; Viridiplantae; Streptophyta; Magnoliopsida; Malpighiales; Euphorbiaceae. Gene Ontology annotation, biological process: exocytosis. Gene Ontology annotation, molecular function: phosphatidylinositol-4,5-bisphosphate binding. The record is from RefSeq and is a predicted model, not a curated record. The coding region runs from base 78 to 2228 and encodes 716 amino acids.